CGGCCAAGGUCGCGUGGCUCUCUAGCGUGAGCCGCUAUUCCGAACCUGGGAAACUUGUCAGCUCGUCCGUUACCUUCUUUGGUGCCGGUCGGCCAGCCGCGCACUGAUAAGCCCGUCGCUCGGCAGCCGUCUUUAGAACGUUAUCUCCCCACUUAGGAGAGCUCAUCACGCCCCCCACCGACCCACCCUGGCGCAAACGCAGAGGUUCUCACCGGCACUCCUCCUUUGGUCUGCUCCGGCCUGGCCUAGACGAUAAUAAAUCGUUUGGAUUGGAGUUUGAGCUUCUGGAAGUGACAAAUGUGGGCGGGAGUUCCCCGCCUGGUGACAUCACCGGCGUGUCUGGCCAGCGGCCCGCGUCAGUCCCCGUCCACGUCUUGCCCGUUUCCCAUCUUCUCUUCGUUCUUACUGAGGCCGCUUUUGCUCCUGGAAAAAAUUCUGAAGGUGAGCAGAGGGGCCGCUACCAUGCGCGACGGAUCCGGAGCCUCGCUCAUUUUGCUGGCCCUGCUCUCGGCCCACGUCGGGCCGGCGGGGAGUUCAGCCGCCCGCAACCGCAGCAAAUGCGGCGGCGGCGGCGGCACCGAUUGCAAGGACGGCGUCAUCUUGUCGCCGUGGCGACCGGAAGAGCCCGGCCCAGCGGAGCGCGUGGCCAGGGCCGCCGUUUAUUUCACGGCCUUAGCGUACAUGUUCCUUGGCGUGUCCAUCAUUGCCGACCGCUUCAUGGCGUCCAUCGAGGUCAUCACGUCCCAAGAGCGACAGGUUGUGGUCAAAAAAGCCAACGGGGAAAGGUCGACGGCCACGGUGCGCGUGUGGAACGAGACGGUGUCCAACCUGACCCUCAUGGCGCUGGGCUCCUCGGCUCCGGAAAUCCUGCUCUCGGUGGUGGAGAUCUGCGGUCACAACUUUGACGCCGGCGAACUGGGGCCCAACACCAUCGUGGGAAGCGCCGCCUUCAACAUGUUUGUCAUCAUCGGCCUGUGCGUCUAUGUCAUCCCCGACGGACAGACGCGGCGGGUCAAGCACCUGCGGGUCUUUUUCGUCACGGCCGCCUGGAGCGUCUUUGCCUACACGUGGCUCUACCUCAUCCUGGCCUACUUCUCUCCAGGCGUGGUGGAGAUUUGGGAGGGGCUCCUCACGCUGCUCUUCUUUCCCCUUUGCGUCAGCUUUGCCUACGUGGCCGACCGCCGCCUCCUCUUCUACAAGUACGUGUACAAGCGCUACCGAGCCGGGCGGCGCCGGGGGGUGAUCGUCGAGACCGAGGGGGAGCCCGACAAAGUCCAAACGGCGCAUUUGGAAGCUAGACGUCUGGCCCAGGAGACUGAGCGGGAGCUGUCCACGCAGCGGGAGAAGGUGACGGACUGGCACGGCGGCAGCGAGGCGGCAGACGGGCACGGCUCCUCGGGCCGCAACGUCACCGUCUCUGACGAUGACCGCGCGGGGGUCUUCGCCUUUGAGGAACCCACGGUGACGGUGAGCGAGAGCGUCGGUGCCAUGGAGGUCAUGGUGGUCCGGACCUCCGGGGCUCGCGGGGCGGUGGCCGUGCCGUACAGAACCGUCGAGGGCACAGCCAAAGGGGGCGGCCGAGACUUUGAGGACACUCACGGCGUGCUGGAGUUUGACGACGAGCAGAUCUGUCAAACGCUUCGCAUCAACAUCAUCGACGACGAAGAGUACGAAAAGAACAAAACGUUUUGGGUGGAGAUGGGCGAGCCGCGACUGCUGGAGAUGAGCGGCGGCAGCAAAGGUGGAUUCCUGCUCACAGGCAAAGACCCGGGCUACAGAAAGCUCCAAGAACAACAGAACCCCUCUUCCAUUAUCACCAUCCCAGGCAGCGUUUGUCUCAGCGCAAGCGUGUGUCUCUCAGAUGAAUCCGAGGACUUGGGGACAAAUGAGGAAGAGGAGCGACGUAACGCACGGGCGUGUCGGCCCAUGUUAGGCGAACACGCCAAAUUGGAAGUCGUCAUUGAGGAAUCGUACGAGUUUAAGAGCGCGGUGGACAAGGUCCUGAAGAAGACCAGACUGGCCGUGCUAGUGCGAACGACGCCGUGGAGAGAGCAGUUUGUGGAGGCCAUCACAAUCGGCGGAGGUGAACGUGUCCACCCUGGCAGGCAGAAAAAAAGAAAAGGCAGCAGUAGCCAACCAGCCAGCCAGCCAGCCAGCGCGUCAGCAAAACAAUCCGUCCCGUCCCAGGCUCACAACCUUCUGUCCAAUCUCCCACUCUGUCUAGGCGAGGACGGCGAGGAGCCGCCCUCUGCCCUGGACUACAUGACGCAUUUUCUGAGCGUCUUCUGGAAACUGCUGUUUGCGCUGGUCCCGCCCCCCGACUACUGGAACGGCUGGGCGUGCUUCGUAGUCUCCAUCGCCGUCAUCGGUAUCCUGACGGCCUUCAUCGGGGACCUGGCGUCGCACUUUGGCUGCACGGUGGGUCUGAAGGACUCGGUCACGGCUGUGGUCUUUGUAGCCCUGGGCACGUCGGUGCCAGAUACCUUCGCCAGCAAGUUGGCGGCCACCCAAGACCAGUACGCCGACGCCUCCAUCGGCAACGUGACGGGGAGCAACGCCGUCAAUGUGUUCCUGGGCAUCGGCCUGGCCUGGUCCAUCGCCGCCAUCUACCACCGCACCCAAAACCAGGUGUUCAGGGUGGACCCGGGAACCCUGGCCUUCUCCGUCACCCUUUUCACCAUCUUUGCCUUCGUCUGCAUCGCCGUCCUCAUUUAUCGGCGCCGACCUGAGAUCGGCGGAGAACUAGGCGGGCCGCCGCUCGCUAAGACGGCCACCGCUGGCCUCUUUUUUAGCCUGUGGUUGAUGUACAUUGUCUUGUCGUCGCUCGAGGCCUACUGCCACAUCCCGGGCUUCUAACCACGACGCUCCGGGGAAAUGCGCAAGGAGUCGGUCGUGUGGAAUCUCAUUUCAUUUUUUUUCCCACUCGACUCAAUGAUGAAACGCUAGGCCUCGUUCAAAUGUCAUUGCAACUGACUGGUGGUGUUUUGGAUUUGUCCCCAACCUGGCCGGCGCCCGUCAUAAGACGAUUUGCUUUGCAGUAAAAUAAAUCAAAGCGUAA
Syngnathus typhle (broad-nosed pipefish) is the source of this 3058-nucleotide messenger RNA. RefSeq names its product sodium/calcium exchanger 1-like. The record is from RefSeq and is a predicted model, not a curated record. Gene Ontology annotation, biological process: calcium ion import across plasma membrane; sodium ion transmembrane transport; cell communication. Bases 298 to 2856 code for a protein of 852 amino acids. NCBI's taxonomy places the organism in Eukaryota, Metazoa, Chordata, Actinopteri, Syngnathiformes, Syngnathidae. Gene Ontology annotation, cellular component: sarcolemma; postsynapse; axon. Gene Ontology annotation, molecular function: calcium:sodium antiporter activity. The transcript has 7 exons.